Molecule: messenger RNA, 147 nt
Organism: Plenodomus lingam JN3
Lineage: Eukaryota; Fungi; Ascomycota; Dothideomycetes; Pleosporales; Leptosphaeriaceae
Source: RefSeq, a predicted model, not a curated record
AUGGCUGUAUUCCGAUUCGGUCUGAGGAAGACAGGAGCUCUUUCCAUUGCCCAGGACGCAUGGCGCGACAUGGAGAGCACUGAGCAGACAGGCAUGAAACUGACGAUACAUAGGAAAACAGUUGGCCUCUUGCUUAAUGGCGAGUAA